Messenger RNA from Limanda limanda (common dab), 2052 nucleotides. RefSeq names its product CYFIP-related Rac1 interactor B-like. Gene Ontology annotation, biological process: positive regulation of T cell activation; regulation of actin filament polymerization. The record is from RefSeq and is a predicted model, not a curated record. Lineage: Eukaryota; Metazoa; Chordata; Actinopteri; Pleuronectiformes; Pleuronectidae. Bases 93 to 1073 code for a protein of 326 amino acids. The transcript has 11 exons. Gene Ontology annotation, molecular function: small GTPase binding.
UCCGGGUUCGAACCCUCUCAGCAUGUAGAGGAGGAGACACCUGGACCGACACACGGGACACACGCACGGUACCGAUCCGUGACCAGUGCAGCAUGGGGAACCUGAUCAAAGUGUUGACCAGAGACAUCGACAACAAUGGUGGAAACUUCUUCCUGGACUUUGAGAACGCUCAGCCCUCACAGUCGGAGACGGCCGUGUGGGAGAAGGUGAACGAGGUGCUGAUGGAGGCCCGGGUCAUCCUGGAGGACCUGCAGGCGUACAGAGGAGCAGGAGAGGAGAUACGACAGGCCAUCCAGAGUCCUGGAGUGGAGCGUGUGCAGGAGAAGGCGUGGUCAGCCGUGGUUCCUCUGGUCGCUAAACUGAAAACCUUCUAUGAGUUUUCCCAGAAGCUCGAGUCCAGUUUGCAGUGUCUCCUGGACGUCCUCACCAGCUCCGGCUCCACUCCCACUCAACAUCUGGAGCAGAAACAGGCCCUGGCUCGUCAGUUCGCUCACAUCAUGCACUUCACGCUGCGGUUCGACGAGCUCAAGAUGACCAACCCUGCCAUCCAGAACGACUUCAGCUACUACCGCCGAACCAUCAGCCGCAUGCGAAUCAACAACCAGUCGGGCGAAGCCAGCAACGAGGUCAACAACGAAAUGGCCAAUCGGAUGUCUCUGUUUUACGCCUGCGCCACGCCGAUGCUGAAGACGCUAAGCGACGCCACGUCAAAGUUCGUGUCAGACAAUCCAGAUGUUCCACUUGAAAACACGACAGACUGUCUGAGCACGAUGGCCAGUGUCUGUAAAGUGAUGCUGGAAACACCGGAGUAUCGCAGUCGCUUCACCAGUGAGGAGACGGUGUUGUUCUGCCUCCGUGUGAUGGUCGGCGUCAUCAUCCUGUACGACCACGUUCACCCGGCCGGCGCCUUCGUUAAGACGGCCAACAUAGACAUGAAAGGCAGCAUCAGAGUGUUGAAGGAGCAGCCGCCCAGCAGCGUGGAGGGAUUACUCAACGCUCUCAGGUACACGACCAAGCAUCUGAAUGACGAGACUACCUCCAAGCAAAUCAGAAACAUGUUGCAGCCAAACUGACUCAACUCCAGAGUUUUGGUCCGAAUUUCAAAAGAACUACUGAACAAACCUUUGUCUAAAGUUUGUCUGUUUAACCUCAUUUGAUUUUACUCUCAUUUAUAUAAAAAACUUUUGUUCUUGUAAAAAUCAGCUGCAUCACAUCAGAUUUACAACAAAUACAAUAUGUUCACUGGGAAUGUUUAUUAAAACUGUCAUUAGUGCAGUGGAGGUUUUUUCUUUGUUGUCAUCAGUUUACAGUGAACUGAUCGUUCGACCCCUGGAGAGCAGAGAGAAAACACACGUUUUCAGCCUCUUGUGGCCAAAAUGAGUAUUACAAAGACAAACACUGACAAAAAUACAGUACGUGAAAACAUUUAUUUCCUCCAAAUGUUUUCCUCAAAACAUGUUGUUUGUCGACUCGUUGUUUCUCCUGAAGUGACGUCGACUUGGCGUUAGCAGAUAUGUUUUCACGUGUUGUUCGUUUGAACCCAGAAACUUCUGUUCUAAUCUUGCAUUGUUUCAUUUAUGAAUCUAACACAAAAAUCGAUGUGCGGCUUGUUUUUUGUCUCAAGUCAGAAUCGGACUCAGUUUUCAGUUCAGUGAACUUUCCAUAGAAACUUUCAGUUCUGAAGAAUGUCUUCAUUAUCCUGCAAACAUACAUCUGUAAACAAACGUAAAUCACAGUCAAACUCACUGUAACCACGGCAACAUUUUACUUCCUGUUUCUGUCAAAGUUUCUGUGACAUUUUCCAAAAUACAAGCUUUUAUUUGUUUUGUUAGUUGUUUUUUGGGAGCGUAGUAAACAUGCUAACGCGAACAGUUGAGUUAGCGAACAGAAGGAGAACCACUGUGACAACGCGGUACUGAACGAGGGACGCCUCAGACUGAUGUGAUGACUGCUGACUGGAACCUGUCACAAACUGUUUUAUUUUGCCCUGUGUGUUGCCGCUGCCAUUUUGAAUGAUGUUUGCGUGUCGGCGAAAUAAAGUCAAGAUUUUUA